CCUUCGACGUCGCAAGCCCCGCCCCUUCUCUCGUCGGGGGGGAAAGUUUCGCUUCCUCCGCAGUGUUUGGGUCCGCCAGCUGAGUGAGAGGCCGGAAGCUUCGAAGCUGAGCCGGAAGUCAGAGCUUUAAGACUUAGGUACGCGGAGAGGGAAAGGGCCGAGAGUUGCCAAGGCAACCGUCCGUGAAGAAAUGAUACGUUGUGCCUCUCACCUUUGGACGACUUCUUCCUUCCUGUGUUGAAUAAGAACAGUAACAAUGGAGCAGUUCAUUUGGGAUUUGAGGCAAAGCAUUUAGUGACCAGAGCAUGUAGAGAGAAGAUUCUGCUGAUGAGCAUGAGAAAUGUAGCAUGGCUAUGAAUGGAACUCUUUCGCCAGGUGUGAAGCUUUUAUGAACAAGUUAUGAUCAGGGUCCUGGAAACUGGAAGAAACGGAAUCUGAAACAAUGGAGGAAAUGGACAUAUCCGAUACACAGUGGGGCUGGUUUUAUUUAGCAGAGUGUGGCAAGUGGCAUAUGUUUGAGACCAGCUCUAGCACACAGUGUUCAGUCAGCAGUGAGCAAAUUGAACAGCUAUAUAAACUGAAUCCACAUGGAUCGCUUAAUUUUACUACUGCAAAGUUUAACUAUAGUCUCAGUUUUACAGAGAUGAGCCAGACCAAUCUGUGUACGGGGAAAAAAAGGCCAAUCAAAAGAGCUCCAUUUUCUCUCACCGCAUUCAGUUAUAUAUGUGACAACGGUUCUAUACCACUGCCAUCACACUGGGAGCAUGUAAAUGAUUCAGAACCCUAUCAGCUUGUUCCAUUGCUCAAUAUUUCUAAUGAAUAUAGUGAAGUUGCCAACCGCUUUGGAAAGACCUUGGAUAGAAACUGCAUUAAAAGUGUCCAUAGGGUUCAAAACCUCGAUUUGUGGGAAUUUUACUGCAGGAAGAAAGCCCAAUUAAAAAAGAAAAAAGGAGCCUCUGAAAUAAAUGAAGAAAUGCUGUUUCAUGGCACUGACACAGCGUUCGUAGAGGCAAUAUGCAUUCAUAAUUUUGACUGGAGGAUAAAUGGUAUGCAUGCUGCUGCCUAUGGAAAAGGGACAUAUUUUGCAAGGGAUGCAUCGUUAUCUAGCCAGUUUUGCAAAAACAAUGGAAAACAUGGAGAUACACUGCAAAGCCAUGGGAUUGACCUAAACAAGUGUUCUACGUGGUCAAGGAAAUGUAUGUUUCUGGCCAGAGUACUUGUCGGGGACUAUGCAGUCGGGAACUCCAAGUACAUUCGACCUCCUUCGAAAGAUGGCACUUUGCUAAACUUGUAUGACAGCUGUGUCGACGACCCAUUCUGUCCCCGCAUUUAUGUCAUAUUUGACUCCACUCAGAUAUACCCCGAGUACAUAAUACAAUUCGUUUAGCAACAGCCACCUUGUCACCAGCAAGUGGAUUGUGAACAUUUCAGUGACUCGACUUUUUCAUUUCAUGGAGGAGAAAAUAAAAGUCUUCCCCUCACCCUG
Xenopus tropicalis (tropical clawed frog) is the source of this 1486-nucleotide messenger RNA. It is a transcript of the gene parp11, whose product is annotated as poly(ADP-ribose) polymerase family member 11. Lineage: Eukaryota; Metazoa; Chordata; Amphibia; Anura; Pipidae. The transcript has 9 exons. The coding region runs from base 443 to 1387 and encodes 314 amino acids. Gene Ontology annotation, cellular component: nucleus. Gene Ontology annotation, molecular function: NAD+ poly-ADP-ribosyltransferase activity; glycosyltransferase activity; transferase activity. The record is from RefSeq and is a predicted model, not a curated record.